AUGAAAAGUAAGGUUAAGGUGAUGAAGUUUGAUGCCGAUGAGGACUCGGAUUUUGAAGAUGCUCAACCUGUGGUUAUUAGGAAAAAAAAUAUGCAUGGUACUUCAUUCAAAAAUGAAAAUGAAGAACGUGUGAAGAAAUUAAGUAAAAAUGAAGUUGUACAAAAGAGGCGAAAGAAUAAUGAAGGAAAUGUAGGGAAAGCAAGAAAAGUGCCUAAAGUUGUAGAUACUAAUGCAGAAGAACCAAGGCGAAUACAAGUACGAAUAUCACCAAAUGUAUUGUACAAUUGUAUGCAUAACCUUAGCGAGAAACAUGAAUCAUAUCUUUCUUCUAUUGGUCAGGGGCAUUUGUUAAAUAUGAAAGUGGAUGGGUGUUCAUCAAUUAUUAGGCAUUAUACGGUAAGGAAUUUUGAUGCAGAUAGAAUGGUAAUCAGGCUUCAUCAUGGUGAUAUACCAAUAAAUCGGGAGGUAAUUUAUGAAUUGUUGGGUUUGCCUUUAGGGAAUGUUGCAAUAAAGUCGAUGACAUAUAGACAGGUUACAGAUGACACGAUCACUGUUUGGAAGAAACAAUUCAAUGAUGAAGAUAAUAUUAGACCAAGGGCAGUUCAACAAGCUAUUAUGCAAACAACACAUGCAGACUUACUUUUUAAAGUAAACAUCUUUGUUUUGAUGUGUAAUACACUAGGCCAGUCAAUGACAAUGGGAACAUGUGGCCUUUCCAUGUUAUCAAAUGCUACAAAAGACCUGGAUCUAAGUGACAUCGAUUGGUGUGGAUAUGUUUUUGAUUGCCUUAAGGACAUAAGAAGUGCAUGGAAUCCAUACAACAAAAAAGGAUUCUAUGUUGGGCCAAUUAUAUUUCUUUUGAUUGUACGAGGCGGACCAACAGUAUGUUUUUGGAAUGUUGAUAAACUGCAUGAGCGACAAAGAGUUGAGUGUAGGACAACAGGUUUGGGUAUGGGUGAAUUGCCAGAACCCUUUCAAGUCAUCAAUGAAUCAGUUGCUACUUGUAAUAUAGUUCAUAAAGCAGUUCAGGCAAAUGAAGCAGGAGAAGGUGUGAAAUUAAGUGAUGGAAGCUUUAAGGGAAAUGAAGGAAAAGAAGAUUUCAGUGGAAGUGGUGACAUAGUUGAGGUAGUUUACCAUUAUAUUCACAUGUGA
Molecule: messenger RNA, 1152 nt
Organism: Lactuca virosa
Lineage: Eukaryota; Viridiplantae; Streptophyta; Magnoliopsida; Asterales; Asteraceae
Source: the annotation of a GenBank genome assembly